GAUCGAUUGCAGUUUCGCGUCGUUUUGUUGUGAAAAUUUUAGAUCACACGUUAUUGCAUUGUUAUUAAAAAUUACUUAUUUUUCAUUAAACUAAUAAGAAGUUUCAGCUGAUAAAUCAUGGCUAUGCAAUGUCAGCUAUGGAUGGGCAGUUUGGAGCCCAACAUGACCGAGAGCUUCAUAAUGGCUGCCUUCAAUCGCAUGGGACCGCGACCACUAGCAGUAAAAGUCAUGAGAAAUAAAUUCACCGGCGAACCCGCUGGUUAUGCAUUUGUACAUUUUCAGACGGAUGAAGAAGCAAUAGAUGCUAUGCACAAGCUGAAUGGUAAACCAAUCCCGGGAACAUUCCCAGUGGUGAGGUUUCGGCUAAACACUGCAUCACGGGAAGCUCGUGCAAAUAUGCAGCAAGAACGAGUAUUCUCCGUGUGGGUUGGAGACCUGAGUCCUGAAGUUGAUGACUACUCGCUUUAUAGGGUCUUUGCAUCAAAGUAUUCUUCCAUCAAAACUGCUAAAGUUAUUUUGGACAACUCUGGCUACACAAAAGGCUAUGGUUUCGUGAGAUUCGGCAAUGAAGAGGAGCAAAGAAAUGCAUUAUAUGCCAUGAACGGUUACACUGGGCUUGGCUCAAAACCUUUGAAGAUAUGUACUGCAGUCCCAAAGCCUAAGUCUGAGACCAACUCCAGUCAGAAUCCGUCUGCGGCUUCAACACCCAAUUCUACAUUCAGCAGUGGAACAGAGUACAAUCAAUACUAUGAUCCGUCUGCAUACUGGCAGAACUAUUCAGCGUGGUCUGGCUACUACGGGCAGGGCGAGCAGGGCGCGGCCGCGGCGCAGACCGUGCCCGUCGCUGACGUCACGCAGCCGCCCGCCGCCGCCAAGCAAAACGAUGAACUCGCAUUAGUUGAACACAAGAAAGAAAUCGACGUCGACCAAAUGAAUCAAGAGUUCCUAGACCCUGAGUUAUCACUCUGGGACUGUCUAGAAGAGUCGCAGUGGUUCCCACAGGAACUUGUAGAGGCGCAUUAGUUAUUUAUUAUUAUUUAACAUUAAGGAUAGAUUAAUAAUUUGUAAAUAAAUGAGUUUGCAUUUA
This is a messenger RNA of Helicoverpa armigera (cotton bollworm), 1087 nucleotides long. RefSeq names its product tRNA selenocysteine 1-associated protein 1. The transcript is spliced from 6 exons. The coding region runs from base 118 to 1023 and encodes 301 amino acids. The record is from RefSeq and is a predicted model, not a curated record. NCBI's taxonomy places the organism in Eukaryota, Metazoa, Arthropoda, Insecta, Lepidoptera, Noctuidae. Gene Ontology annotation, molecular function: RNA binding.